GAGGCUUCAGCAACGAAAAAUAAGAAGAAGGAUCCAUGGAUGGUGAAGAAUCAUACUGUGAAGACCUUGGUUAAACUAUUUGUUAAAAAUAGUAAGGAAUUUACAGCUAACCAGAAGCUGAGAUUAGGGGCUACUAUCCUUGUGGAAUCGAUAUUGAUAGCCAACAAUCCAGUUAAUAAAAUACCCGUUGAGAGACUGCUGAGAGCUAGAAACUUUGAAGAGUUCUGCAAGUAUCCCUGGGGGAAUGAAACCUAUGAUGCUCUACGUGCUGCAGUGGAGAAGAUUGAAACUACAGAUUUGGUGAAGGUGCAAUAUGGAAUUUCUGGGUUUAUAUAUGCCAUUCAGCUUUGGGCUUUGUCUUCUGUGGAUCAACUUGGCUCAUUUUUUGGUGAUGAAGAUGAAGAAACUCAGUUUCCAUUGUGCUUGCAUUGGAUAGGAACAAAAUCGCCUACUUUGGAUGAGGUGACCAAAAUUGCUGGAAACAAAAAGGUUGUUGCCAAAUGCAUCCUUGGAGAUCAGGAAUUGCAUAGCAACUUGGUUGAAGAAGAUGUCGACACUGAGUUUGGAAAAGUUGUUGAUCUUGUCAAGAGAGGAUAUCGUUUGAAGAGACAAGAUUGGCGUAGUGGAAGUGUCAACAUUGCUGUUGCGGAAGCUGAGAUAGAGGAAAACAAUUAUGGUCCAGGGAGUGAUGCAACUGAUAAAGAGAAGAUUGAAUUCCUCACCAAGCAGCUAGAGAUUUAUAAAAAAAAAGUGGAGAAGCUUGAAGAUCGUCUGGGCAUUCGUCGAGAAACCGAGAAGGUAAAAAUAUUUUCUAUAUUUGUAUCGUGUUUUAAAUGAUCAGAAAGAUUCAUAUGCUUCUAACUUGUAACAGGAAACUGAUGAGUUUCAUGAGACUCCUCAAGGUGCCACAAAAACUAAGGUUUGCUAUUUUUAAAAUCUUGAUAUUGUAAAUACUGUUUAUUUGUAUUCACAUAUAAUUUUUCAGGAAAAUGAUAAGCAUCAGGAAAGGGAUUUGGAGGAGGAUGAAUGUUUGCAGUCUUUCUUUGAUUCCAUAAGGCAACAAGUUUCUAAGGUUAUAUUUUU
Messenger RNA from Raphanus sativus (radish), 1083 nucleotides. RefSeq lists its product as uncharacterized. The transcript has 2 exons. The coding region runs from base 40 to 837 and encodes 265 amino acids. Lineage: Eukaryota; Viridiplantae; Streptophyta; Magnoliopsida; Brassicales; Brassicaceae. The record is from RefSeq and is a predicted model, not a curated record.